Phytomonas sp. Hart1 is the source of this 3786-nucleotide messenger RNA. The record is from the annotation of a GenBank genome assembly. NCBI's taxonomy places the organism in Eukaryota, Euglenozoa, Kinetoplastea, Trypanosomatida, Trypanosomatidae.
AUGUUUCUUUCAUCAUAUUUUUACUCCUUUCCACGUUUUACUAAGUGGCUUAGCUAUCUUUAUAGCUCCUUUCCGUUUUCUGCGGUGUCACCGCAGUUGUCUAGGGACGUUGCCGAGCAGUAUCUUGCACAGCUUCCUCUCCCACCUCACCCACAGCUCUCGGCAUUAUCUCUUUUCUCUCUAUGCCACACGUCUUCUUUUGGUAAGGACCACUGCCUGAGUGACUGGAAAUGGGUAAAUUCAACUAAAAGAACAUUUAAGAACCCCUUUUAUCGCCCUGUGAGUGAUCUUUCCCCUUUUAAAAGUUUUCUUGGUGAACCCAGGGUCGACGGUGCCAGGACAACUGAGAUCGCAAACCUCGGUGCCCUAUGGGAGUAUGCCAUAAAAAACCAUCAGAUACCCCCCUUGACUACUCUGUUGGAGUUUUUGGAGCGCUUGAAACUACUAUGUCCUCUUUUUAUUUACAUCGAAGAUCCUUCAUCGUUGUGCUCGUGGCGGUUAUAUGAAAACCUAGGGGGUAAUACGCUCAUGAGUGAGUUUCUUUUGCGAGGCCUUAUCAUCGGCUGGCAACCUUGGGUUAGACCAGGAUUGCGGCAUGAACUAGCAACAAACCCCAACAGGUCCUCUUUCUCUAUAUCUAAAGUGUUUUUGUCCUUGUCAAAUGUGAUUAAUGAUGAAGAUCUUCAUACUGUGGAGCUCCAACGCAAAUGGAAGGCGUUAUUGCAGUUGGUACCGCCUCAUUUUAUCUCCGUAGAAUGUCUGAAAACUCAGUUACUAAACCAAGCCUUCACUUCGGGUCAGAACACUGAGAAUCAGUCAAAUCACAAUCAGAACACGGAAAUAUCCCUUCAAUGGGAAGAUUUCACCCAUCAGAGUUCGAUUUUCCAUGGUUUGGAAUGGUCUUUUGAUCAAUAUAGUUUGCGUCUUGCUUCCUGUGCAACAUGCAUUAAUGCAGGUUGCAAACCUGAUUUGCUUCAGGUAGGUUAUGGUGCUGCUAACGCAAAUGAUGACCAGAUGCUUGAUAAGUCGACGUCUUCUUUUUGUCAGAGGCAAGUUCUUUUUUACGCCGCUCUGGAGCUAAUUGCUCGUUCAGUGCCAACUUUCUUUACUCCUCUUGAUAUAGUGCAGCGUCGGUAUGCCUCUGAAAGUAAAACAGUUCUUACCGAUCUACGAGAACGAUGUAUUUCUGCUGAUGGAAGUAGCACUUCUUUAACAAAGGAAGAAAUUCAGUGGCUAGAACGCCACUUUUCCCAUCUUGAGCCGCUCUUGGACCACCCGGAGUUACGAUUCGCGGUGGAGGUACGAGAUGCCACUGAAGGGGUAAUUACAGGCCAGCUUGCACGCUACCAGGCGCGGCUUCCUCUAAGUGGGGCCCUGGUGCGAUUACACUCCGACUUUUUUCAUCCUAGCCGUGGUCGAAUAGACUCUUACUUUCUUUUCCAGUUCCACAACUUGCCUUCCACGAAACCGCCGGACUCUGCCGAUCCGUGUGAGGUCGAGGCUACAAGUUCCACAUCGCGCUUCAGUUACGAAGUGCAGCUGUGCAAUGUCGGCACGCAUUCCGCUUUCACGUCAAUGGAGCUUAUCCAUACACUACUUGGGGGAUCCUCCUCAGAUCCUUUUCUACCAUGCGUGGUGGUCGAUGUCGUCCACCCACACGGUGCUUCCACUGCCGCUUCGAACCUUCCCUGCAGCGUCAAGGAAGACGGUGAGGGGGCCCAACCGAUGGCGCUGGUGCUGGGCUUCUGCACUGGAACACCUUUGUCAAAACCUUCGCAUGAACCGUGCUGUGGUGAAGUUUUAACUCAAGGACCACACCUUGGGGCGGUGCAUGUCUUUACCUUCCCCAUUUCGAACAGUCCGACAGGAUGGUGGCGUGACCUUCCUCAGCCGAUUCUCAACCUCCUGAGAAGUCUAAGUGUCUUAAAGUUGUUUUGUUCGUGUUUCACGAAACCCUUCAUAUCCACCAGCCACACGUAUGAAAAGGAUGAAUCCUUUGUUGGCAGUCUGCGCUGGCCGGCGUCGUUUGGAAGUCUUGGGGAUUUGGUUAUGUUAACCCAGUUCAUCGGCUACCCUAUCAGUGGCAGCGAUUUUUCUAUCGAACUUCUCAGGUCACUUUUAAUACAACAACUUGGUGUGUCGCUACACCUGGUCGAAACCGAUACCCAGUUCUCAAGUUUUAUCUUUAGAAACCUGACGGAGACGACCGCUCUGGCGCAUGCACUUUUUCUUUCCGCUCAAAGAGACGCCCAAAGUCUACUUCUGUUUUACCACGGAUUCUCACAAUCGGAUUCGUCGCUUUCGAAGUUUUCGACCUGCAAGAAUUCGUUGUAUUCAUCAUGGAUUAGUUUUGUGCGUAGUAGUCCUUCACAUCGUGUUGAUCGUGCUUUGACACUUCGACUUUACAGGCAUCUCCACAAGUGGUUCUCCGGGAUGAGUCCGAUAGGGGAUGGCCCUACCAUACAUCCAGUGCAAUCCUCCUUGCGAAGUGAGGCCAUGGAGUGUAUACAAAUGCCAGCUCGCCUUUUUAGUCUUCCCUUAUGUCGUAAGAAAGAGCUUCUGAUGGAAAUUACCUUUCUUUAUGGACCUGAAACUUUGCCUCAGUUACCCCCUUUGAGUCACCCAGAAGGAGUACCGCAAUUAUAUUCAAUGCCCACCAAAAAGGAAAAUUCACCUGCCUUGAUUUCUAGCGAGACGGGGACCACACAGAAUUUAUUCACGGUAUCCACUGCUCCUAAUAAGGAGGAGCCUAACAACAAACUCGAGACAAAAUGGGAUUAUAUGGAAAUCCUUGAAGGUGAUCUGAUGCGCGUAUUAAGGAAGAAAAUUCCCCACAAAAGUUCCAUCGUGAAGGAUGUUGAAUGUAACGCAGAGGAUGCAAUCAACUCAUGUGUAAACGAUGACGCUGUGCAUAGCUCAUCUUCCCCCCAUUUACAGACCGCUAACGAUAACGACUUUCUCAGCGUGCUGCUGACACCGUCCAGUCAAACCCACCUUCAUCCAGGCGCCACGUUUAGACCUGUCCAAUCGACGCCCUGCCCCACGAAUACGCCCCAUAAGACAUCCCUCGGGACAAACCGGGAAACUUUUUUUUUUCCGGACCAAUCCUACCCCCCCACCCAUCCAAAGCAGACCAAUUAUUUGAAAGGGUCGGUGGAAAAUAACCCGCCUCUUUCAUUUCCGUCCCCACAGACGGAUUCAACCACAGAAGUAGUUCAGUCAUUUACCUCUCCCAGCGUUCACACUAAGGCUCCGAUCGGACCCAAGGGAAGAGGAUUUUCUUCCACACAAGGCCUCCCAUUUCCCAGAAUCACGCUUUCAGAGGGCGUCUCCCCUGAAUUUGCACCAGCUUCUAGUGGUUUGAGUAAACAAACUUCUGGUUUUCGUUUUGGGGAUUACAAAAAUGUCCCCGAUAAAGAGCGAGAUCCUCCCAGCCGGAGAAAGACGGGGUCCCCUUCUUUCCCUGGGGUGGCACCACCUCCGGCCACUCCCCCGAAGAUUUCCCCUCCACCGCAGUCCCCCUCCCGGGCUGAACUUUGCACAGAGGCGGAAGACCCCUAUUUUAUCCCCGCCCCCAAGACUAUGUUUAUGCCCGAUUUCACGACUCCUAAGCCGAAGUAUACUCCGACAACGGGGGCCGAUACCUUCCAGUCAGAAAUUGACGACGGCACGCAUGAAGAGUCGAAUGCUUCACAUCUGACGACAGCUGAUAUUAAUACUGAAAAGUUGCGCUCACUGCUGCAAACAGAAAAAGGAAGGUUAUUACUGGAGGAACUUCUGAGAUAA